Messenger RNA from Bemisia tabaci, 4858 nucleotides. RefSeq names its product DNA excision repair protein ERCC-6. Gene Ontology annotation, biological process: transcription-coupled nucleotide-excision repair. The record is from RefSeq and is a predicted model, not a curated record. NCBI's taxonomy places the organism in Eukaryota, Metazoa, Arthropoda, Insecta, Hemiptera, Aleyrodidae. Gene Ontology annotation, cellular component: nucleus. Gene Ontology annotation, molecular function: ATP binding; ATP-dependent activity, acting on DNA.
UGAUAUAUCUACAUUUAUAGUUGCUUUACUUGUCAGUGUCUCAAUCGGAUUGUAAUCAGUAGUUUUGUUUAAAAAAUCUCCUUAGAAAUUAGUGCACAUCAAUUCGCUCAAGCAUAACCUAAUACUGAAGUAUCCUACUUUAAAUUAAAAUGUACUUUUGGUUUUCGCUCUCAAUUCCAUCAUGUUCUUUUGCCAGGAUUGUGUAAAAUUUUUCAGAUUGCGACUCCCCAUUUUUACUUGAAGAAUUUGUAUUUCAUCUCUACGAUUCAAUCUGCACCGUUUGAAGAUGGCCACUGCGGUCGAGGUGAUAAUAGAUUCUGCUGCAAGCGAAUGCCAAGCCUCAACGAGUCAAAUCAAGGAAGAGUUGCAUUCAGAAGAUGAAGAAACCGGCAAACCAAAGUUUUCUGUUGACAGAAGUGCCAUUUCAGCCAUUGCUCAGCCAGAUUUGGCUCCCGAGCUGCAAGAUUUGAAUUUAUCCGUGUAUGAUCAAGAUGUCUUUGAAGCUGCAGUCCUGAAACAAGUUGAUGAUGCUCUAGAGCGUGAAGAAGCUCAGAAAAAAGUAAAAAUAAAAAAGGUUGUGAAAAAUGAGGUAAAAAAGGAGGAAGGUGAGUUGAGUGAUGAAAAUGAAGAAGAUGAAAAAGGAGAAAAUGAAGGUAGUGAUCUGAAUGCUGGAUUCGUUCGCCCUAGUAAUCAGCUGUUCAGCACAAAUGAGACUGGAACAGAAACUGAAGCAGAGAAACAAAUCAGACUCGGAGAAAUCACCCCUUUCGGCACAUCCAUAGAUGGCCCCUCAAAAUCUUCCAAAAAACCAGAAAUGAGUGCAUUUGAAAAGUACCUGCAAGACCAGGAAAAAUUGCGUGCUAAAAAGCCUAUUCCUAAAAAAGCAAAGACAGUGGUAGAAAGAAGCAAGGACCCCUUACAAAGAAGUGUAUUGAACAGGUCUGGCACAAAGAAGAAACGCAAGAAAAAAGAAAAGUUGGGAACAACCAAGAAAGCUUAUUGCCCAUAUUCUGAAUCAGACCCCAUGGCCUCUGAAACAAGUACAAUGUAUCUGAAUGAGGAAUCUGGCAGUGAAUAUGUACCGACCAGUUCUGAUGCAUCCUCUGAUGAAGAGGCAAAGAGUUAUGCCGCUCUAAAGGAGUCAGAAUCAAAGAGACCCAAACCACAGAGACCUGUCAAAAAAAGGAGAAGAAUUGAAUAUGUAAGUGACAGCAGCGUUCACACUGAUGACUCCUUUUCAGAUAGUGACGAUGACUCAAAGUCAAAAAAACGGAAGUAUGGUAAAGAACUAGAUGAUGGUGAUGAGUUUGUAUACGAACGGAGGUAUCGGAAAUGGAAGAAAAGUCCUGAAGCUGCGGAAAGGGAAGAAAAUCUUCACAAGUUUGAUGACUUUGCAAUCCCACAAGAAAUAUGGGAUAGACUAUACAAUUAUCAAAAGGUCGGUGUAAGAUGGAUGUGGGAGUUGGACCAAAAAAAGUGUGGUGGAAUUUUGGGCGAUGAGAUGGGGCUAGGAAAGACCAUACAAAUCAUCGCAUUUCUCACUGGCAUUCACUACUCCCAGCUAAGAAACAAACACACCAUGAAACGAGGUUUAGGUCCAUCAAUCAUUGUAUGUCCCACAACUGUGAUGCAUCAGUGGGUUUGUGAGUUUCACAAAUGGGCCCCGCAUUUUCGAGUAGCUAUUCUCCAUGAAUCUGGAUCUUUUAUUGGGAAAAAAGCGAAUUUAAUUGCAGAUAUAAAUAAUUCGAGAGGCAUCAUUGUCACUUCAUACUCUGGCAUUGUCCAACACAAAGAUGAAAUUCUUGAUAGAAGAUGGCACUAUAUUAUCCUCGAUGAAGGGCAUAAGAUUCGAAACCCAGAUGCCAAGGUUACUUUGACUGUCAAACAAUUACGAACCCCGCACAGACUGAUUCUCUCAGGCUCUCCUAUGCAGAACAAUCUACAAGAAUUGUGGUCUUUGUUUGACUUCAUAUUCCCAGGAAAACUAGGCACCUUGCCCACUUUUUUAGCAGAAUUCGCUACGCCUAUUGUUCAAGGUGGUUACGCCAAUGCGUCUCAAGUCCAGGUUCAAACGGCUUUUAAGUGCGCCACUGUCCUAAAAGACACCAUCACCCCUUUCCUCCUUCGUAGGAUGAAGUGUGAUGUUCAGUCUCACAUUGAGUUACCUGAAAAGAAUGAGCAAGUCUUAUUCUGUCGCCUAACUGACAUCCAACGUGAUCUUUAUCAGAAUUAUGUAAAUUCGCAAGAAGUCGGCCGAAUCCUUCAAGGCAACAUGAAAAUUUUUGUUGGCCUCAUAAAUCUACGAAAAAUCUGCAAUCAUCCAGAUCUUUAUUCUGGAGGCCCAAAGUUACUUGUAGGGGAAUCAGAGGACAACAUACCGGAAGAAGAAAGUUAUGGACACUGGAGUAAAUCAGGGAAGAUGAUUGUUGUUGAUACCCUACUCAAAAUUUGGCAUAAGCAAGGGCAUCGUGUUUUACUUUUCACACAAAGUAGACAGAUGUUGUGUAUCAUGGAGUCAUUUCUUAUUCGAAAUGAUUAUACAUUUUUGAAAUUAGAUGGAGGAACAUCUAUCUCUGCCCGCCAACCAUUAAUUAACAAAUUUAAUCAGGAUAAAUCGUACUUUGCAAUGCUUCUAACCACCCGAGUUGGCGGCCUUGGAGUGAAUUUGACUGGAGCAAACAGGGUAUUAAUUUAUGAUCCAGAUUGGAAUCCCGCAACUGACACUCAGGCUCGGGAGCGGGCAUGGCGGAUUGGUCAGUCUCAGAAAGUCACUGUUUAUCGAUUAAUAACAGCGGGAACUGUCGAAGAAAAGAUGUACCAUCGUCAAAUUUUUAAGCAGUUUCUGUGCAACAAAGUUUUGAAAGACCCCCGACAAAGGCGAUUUUUCAAGUCCAAUGACCUUUAUGAACUUUUCACAUUGAAAGAAACGACUGGAGAACGUGAAAAGACUGAAACGUCCGCCAUUUUUGCAGGCACAGGUAGUGAGGUGAAAUAUAGUCAAGUCAAAUCAAACUACCGGAAAGCUAAAGAAAAACUAGCAAAAGAGAGUAUGAAACCUGUCGAUCCUGUGAUAACAUUCUCAGAAUCUAAGAUAGAGCAGAUGAAACGAUUAGCUCAAGAACUGAGCAAGAAACUUGGUCAAACUAGCGCCAAAAGUGACAGCAACCCUGAAGGCGAUGGAUCCAGCAGCACAACUGUUGCCGAGAAACCCAGUUCGAGUGGUCAAGAUUCCAAAGUCGGCAAAGAUAGUUACUGUGAUAAAAUUGAAGGAAGUGACAAUGAUGUGAUCGCAGGAAAAAGUGAUGAAUCUUCCUCUAGUCAUAAAGUUUGUAGCCCAAAAAAAUCAGGUGACCCUAACCCCAGUGAAGCAUCUAGCAGUAGAGAGCACAGAAAAAAACACAAACACAAGCAUAAGCACAAACGUCGGGACAUCAAAUUCGAAGGAGAAGAAGUGCCAUACCUGGUAGGGCUAGGGGAUUACAAAGCUGGAACGGAGGAAGAGGAGAAAGAAAAAUCAAGAAAAGAUGAUGACUACGUUCUAACAAAAUUGUUCUCAAAAACAGGGUUGCAAACUGCCAUGCAGCAUGACACAAUAAUGGGAGGUGGACCAGCUGAUUAUGCUCUUGUGGAAGGUGAAGCGGAGAGAGUUGCCAAACAAGCCGUUGAAGCUCUCCAGAAAUCCCGAUCCCAGUGCUGGGGAGCAGAUUCAGGAGUACCAACAUGGACCGGGCAAAGUGGCCUCAUUAAAUCUUCUAUUGUUUCCAGCAUAAAAAAGAUUGGAACAACCAGUGGGGCAAUGAGCUCUGCAGACCUCCUCAACAAGAUCCGAGAAAGAAACGGUGAUGUCAAGGCGUCAAGUAAGGAGUUGGACCUUCUCAAUGAUAUCCGAUAUUUUAUUGCAUCAAACAGUGGAAUUACAACCACUGAUGAGCUCAUCAAAAAGUUCGAAAAACAACUACCUGUUGAUGUUACUCCGCUAUUCAAAUCAUUACUGACACAAAUCUGUACUUUCAACAGGGGCGCCAAUCAGAAAGGUUAUUGGCGCUUGAAACCUGAAUUUAAAUGAUUCCUCAAGGAUAUCUUCAUUUCAUUCUGUCUCAUGUUAACUGCCAUAAUAUUCAUUAGUCAUCAAAUUGCAGUCAAAAAUAGCAUCAAAAUCCAAUAAUUUUUUUUAUUUUGAGAAAUAUCUUUUCAAGAAAAAUUGUAAAAGACCAUUUUCAGGAGCUGUGACCUCAUUAAUUUCUUUAAUAACGUCCCUCUCAAAAUUCUAGAAGGAAUUGGUGUUAAAUGUUUAAUUUUACCUUUCGUAAUCAGAAGAUUCUAAGCAUCUCAGGUUUUAUUGUUAGUAGCCAUAUUCCAUUUGUCGUUAUUAUCAUCAAGUACAAUGAAUAAUAGGGAGAGCAGUUGAUUGAAUCAUUCUAUUACAAAAUUUAUAUGUCUAAUGUAAAUUACUUGUCUGUGUAGCUAUUCAUUUUAUGAGACCUCUUCCUACAGAAAACGCACUUAUUUAACUGAUCCACUUAUUUUUCCGAAUAAAUGAAAUUUUAGGCAUCAAUUCUAAGUACUAAAUGACACAUUGAAUGGCCUACUUAUUGACCUUUUGAUAGAUCUGUAUUAACAGUUUUGAUUGAAUCAAAGAAUUUGCUGCAUAACUUUAUUUAUCAGCGUCUAAAUGUAUACUCCACUUGAUUCUGUGAUUAAUCGAGUGCAUUUUUUGAUUUGUAUCGUUUUACUUAAUGUAAAGCCUUUUGUUCAUUUAUUUAGCAUUAAUAAUAUUUCAGCCAAUCAACCAUUAUCCCCUUUUUAUCUUCGUAAUCCCUGAAAAUUUGGGUGUCUCUUGGAAAUUUUACUUCGAAAA